Filobasidium floriforme is the source of this 1415-nucleotide messenger RNA. RefSeq lists its product as uncharacterized. The record is from RefSeq and is a predicted model, not a curated record. Bases 274 to 1236 code for a protein of 320 amino acids. The transcript is spliced from 7 exons. Lineage: Eukaryota; Fungi; Basidiomycota; Tremellomycetes; Filobasidiales; Filobasidiaceae.
CCGAGCGUUUCAUCUUUGCGAUUGACCUGCUCCAGUAGCCAAUAGUAGCAUCCUGCUGAUCACUAGAACCAUGGGAAGGAAUUCGCUUUCGACAUAUAGAGCCUGGUCGCUCUGGCAAGGUCGCAAUCCCUCCGAUCUUCAUCAGAGAUUCCGCCCGCCUUCCCUCAACGCCUGUUCCCUCGAAUCGACAUUAUCACCAUACAACUCGCUCUACACCCUCGGUGACUCAGCUUCCAAUAUCUACACAUAAACAAUCUGAGCGAUACCUACACUAUGUCUGCCGAGCCAUUCCCACCUACUCGACGAUCGAAACCAUCCGCCUGCGUCUUUAUCGGGCUCAAUGUGCUCAGGGCGGUCAGCAUCAUCGCCAUGGUUUUGCUGUUCGCUAGCCAGGUCUACGGUUGCACAAAAGAUGUCAAGGCUGUCAAAAACGCCGGCGUAACGGACGACGAGUACGAGUGUGAUUACAUCGAGUUUUCCUCCGUACCGGAUCAAGCUGGAGGCCUAUUCUGGGCGCUACUAUGCAGAAUCUUCACUCUUCUCAUCAUCUUGAUCCUCCUUCCGACCGAACUACACAUCCCAACUAAACGUCUUCAGCAGUUGUACGCCGACAACCUUCCCAUCAUCUCUCCGCUUCACGGACUCGGGAUGCUAGGUGUCGUUCAAUGCUGGAUUGCAGCCGUCGUGUUGGGCAAGUACGUUGGGAGGUUCGAGCAGGUGACCGGAUGGAUCGGGUUCAUCGUGGGAUGUCUGAAUUGUCUAGCGGGCAUCAUCUGGAGAGCCUCGGCAAAGGAGAAGCGCAAGAUCUUCUCGUGGGAGAACGCUGCACAGCUCACACCGCAAACCAAAGCAGCCCAUGCCGCCUAUCGGACCUGCAGCGACAAGUACGAAAAGUUCAACCCUAUCAUCAACGCCGUCGGGGAUUUCGUAUUGGAGAAACAUGCUGCGCACAAGGCUCAAUCUCAGGUUCCACGGGAAGGUGCCCGAUCCAACGACAGUUCCGAGGUAUCUUCGAGGCGCUCGGAAGACGACAAGAACGCCAGUUAUACGGAACCUGAACUCGAACGUCCGGAGGCUAAGACGGACAAGGUCGUACCGGGCUUCAACUUUGGCGGAUUCGGCUUCGGAAAGCAAAAGGAAAAGGGCGGAAUGAAUCUGACGAUCAGUACACCGCAGGAAUCGUUGCCUCGCUAUGCGUCGGCAGAAACGCUGCGCCGACCCCGAUCCGACGUCUAGUCGCCACCUGCGCCUACUCACCUUCUCCGGAGUGACUGAUACAUUCGCAUCUUCCUCACAUCCAUUCGCACAUACAUGAUGGAACCCACGCUUCUGCAAACUGGGCUUCCAGCAACUUGUAUUCUCUAUCAUUGACCACGCGUUCAUUAUACCCUCAUCGUAUUACAUCGAUCCCAUUC